AAGGAAAUGGACAACCAGACCACAGUAACAUAUUUUGUCUUCAUGGGAUUUUCAGACUCCCCAACUGUCCAAAUUUUCCUCUUCCUGAUAUUUUUGUUUAUGUAUGCUGUAACUCUACUGGGAAAUAUGGUGAUUAUAACAGUAAUAAGGAAAAAUGAUUGCCUCCAGAGCCCCAUGUACUUCUUUCUGAGUCACCUGUCUUUUUCCGACAUCUGCUUUUCAUCAGUUACCAUUCCUAAGCUGUUAGUGAAUUUCUGUACAAGUCAGACAAUCUCUUACAGUGGUUGCAUUGCCCAGAUGUUCUUCAUCCUUAUGACAGGAACAAGUGAACUUUUCAUUCUUGUAGCAAUGGCUUAUGACCGAUAUGUUGCCAUAUGCAAGCCCCUUCAUUAUGGACAAAUCAUGAGCAAAGUGUUUUGUAGAUGGCUGGUGGGAGGUGCAUGGACCACAGGUUCCAUACAAGCCUUGGUGAAUACAUUACUUCUAUUAAGGCUUGUCUUCUGUGGGCCAAAUAUUAUUAGGCAUUUCAGCUGUGAACAACCAUCCUUGCUUGCUUUGUCCUGCACUGAUGUAUCUUUGAAUACAGUGACAUUUUUUAUUACUUGUAGUAUGAUGGUAGGUUUCUCAUUCCUUAUUAUUCUGUUCUCCUAUGUUCACAUUGUCUCUACUGUCCUGAAGAUGCAGUCAGCAGAAGCAAAAAAGAAAACCUUCUCCACUUGUAGUGCCCACCUUAUUGUUGUCUUCCUCUUCUAUCUCACAGGAAGCUUUAGGUAUAUGAGGCCAAAUUCUGCCUCCUCAGCAGUUCUAGACGAACUUUUUUCCAUCCAAUAUAGCAUUUCAACUCCCAUGCUGAACCCCAUUAUCUACAGCUUGAAAACUAGAGAAAUCCAAGAAGCCUUUAAAAAGUUAAUAGGGUAG
Messenger RNA from Eublepharis macularius, 918 nucleotides. RefSeq names its product olfactory receptor 8S1-like. Gene Ontology annotation, molecular function: olfactory receptor activity; G protein-coupled receptor activity. Lineage: Eukaryota; Metazoa; Chordata; Lepidosauria; Squamata; Eublepharidae. The transcript has a single exon. The coding region runs from base 7 to 918 and encodes 303 amino acids. The record is from RefSeq and is a predicted model, not a curated record. Gene Ontology annotation, cellular component: membrane. Gene Ontology annotation, biological process: G protein-coupled receptor signaling pathway.